CGCGUUUCGAACCAUUUGUUUCCCUGUCUCCCUUUGUCGUUGUCCUUUCUCGUUCUCACAGUUGGCUCUGCGUGCGACUGUUUCUGAGCGAUGAGCAGUCGAGCAGUGGAAGACGACGCACUGGCCAAAGCCGCAAGAGCUGCCGAAGCUCUUUACCUCCUCCGAGACACCUACUUUCCGGCCGACCCGGAUGACAAAAUCACCAGAUUAAACGCCGAUUCCGAUCUUGCCCUCAACCUCCUCGAUUCCAUUCCUCUUGAGCAAAGAAAACAUCCGGCUCAACGUGCGAAAUACGAAUAUCUGAGAGGAAAGAUACUGGAUGUUUUACCGAAUUAUAGAAAGGAAGCAGAGGAUCAUCUCUCAAAAGCUGUUAAGUUGAAUCCAUCUCUUGCAGAUGCUUGGCUAUGUUUAGGUAACUGCAUUUGGAAGAAGGGAGAUCUAUCUUCAGCCAAGAACUGCUUUAAUCUUGCCCUAAGCAAGGGUCCAAACAGGCAGAUACUUUGUCAACUUUCGAUGCUUGAAAGAAAAAUGGCUCAAGGUACCGACAAUGAGGCAGAACUUGUUGAUGAAAGCAUUCAACAUGCCAAGGAAGCCAUAACUCUUGAUGUCAAGGAUGGGAAUUCAUGGUACAAUCUUGGAAAUGCAUGUCUUACAAGUUUCUUUGUGACUGGAGCUUGGGACCAUUCCAAACUUCUGCAAUCUUUGAAGGCAUACCAAAAUGCUGAAAAGGAUGAAAGAAUGCAGUCCAAUCCAGAUCUAUAUUUUAACUGUGCCAGUGUAAACAGAUAUCUGGAAAACUAUGAAAGGGCCCUUUCUGGAUUUGAAGCUGCUGCUUUAAAGGAUCCUGGUCUCAAUGCUACAGAGGAGGUUCAAAAGAUUGUUAGCCUUCUUGACAAGCUGGAUAAUCUGUUAAGGGGGUAUGCUAGAUCUAAACGACUUCUGUCAUUAGCAUCAUCUCUGGCUGCUGUAAACUUGAACUCCUCAUAUCGAAGAGCUACUGUAGAUAUUCUAUCAGAGGGUCUGAACAAAUCAGUAGCACUAGUGGGAAAAGUGCUAUUCUUUAUUAAGCAUGACAACGUUGCUCCACUGUACUACUUGGCAUGCGAUUCAAAUCAAAUAUGCUUUGUUGUGUCAGUUUAUGGCAUUCAAUAUGAUUCGAUCAAAGAAGGAGAUCAGCUAACAAUACUGGAACCUUUUCAUCGGCGUUUCAAGUUUUCUUGGAAAGAAAAGUUGUACGAGUUCAAAUCAUUUCGUGUGGAUUUCAUAGAACAGUUGCUUGUGAACGGAAAGGCCCUUACUCCUCACCAAGCUGUCCGUACCUCAAUUUAUGCACAGCACAAACCAUGAAUGUAUAUAGUGGUUUCGAGUGAAAUAUUUGCGAGUAUUUACUUUUGCUCAGGUUUUGUUUGUCUGCCCUUGAGUUUUUAUGCUGUAUUCUUCGUGAAUAGAUUUAGGGAAUGAAGAAAGCAAAGCUAGACGGGGCCCAAGUUGUUGCCCAAGUGAAAUGCCAUCAUUGCAGUGAACAGAGAUGUACUACAUUUUAACGGAUUUUUCUUUUGGCCGUAUAUUUGGAUGGAUACUGUUCAUAUAAAAAAAUUCGCCUUUUUAUA
Molecule: messenger RNA, 1610 nt
Organism: Pyrus x bretschneideri (Chinese white pear)
Lineage: Eukaryota; Viridiplantae; Streptophyta; Magnoliopsida; Rosales; Rosaceae
Product: tetratricopeptide repeat protein 5
Exons: 13
Coding region: 91-1347 (418 amino acids)
Molecular function (GO): protein binding
Source: RefSeq, a predicted model, not a curated record